AUGGAUCUUUAUGAUGAGUUGCCUUGGAGUGAGCUGCUUUAUGAUGAGGAAUUUACUGCCUUGCUAGAUGCCACCAAACAACAUCAGGUCUCAGUCGUGGAACUCCUUACAGUGAAUGCCAAAGAACUAGCAAGGAUUUUACAACGUUCAAUUAAUGAAGUGUCCAAGUUUCAAGAGGUUUUGUCUUUAGAAUUCAACAAGCAGCUCACUCAAUCGAAACCCAGCCUCACCGCAGAAAUUGAAGAUCCUAAAUCUUUCUCAACAACGGAUGUGAGCAUCGAUGAUGCUCUAGGUGGGGGUAUCCAUACUCAUGGGAUUACUGAGAUUUUUGGGGAAAGCUCAACUGGUAAAUCACAACUAUUGAUGCAGCUUAGUCUUGCUGUUCAACUGCCGCCCAAAUUAGGAGGUCUCGGGGGUAAAUGUGUCUAUAUCACAACUGAAGGAGACCUCCCCACUCAGAGGUUACAGGAAAUGAUAGCAUCAAGACCUGAGUUCAAGGAGAAUGGUGUCAGUCAGGACAACAUAUUCACAGUCAGUUGUAAUGACCUCGUAAAUCAAGAGCAUAUUCUGAAUGUGCAACUGCCUAUUCUGUUGGAAAAUCAUGAAGGUGCUAUUAAGCUUGUAAUAAUUGACUCCAUCUCUCAUCAUUUGCGCGUAGAGCUGGAGAGUAAGUCGUUCAAGGAUUUCCAAGGCAACAAGUUUUACAUUGACCAGAUGGCAGAGGGGCUUUUGAAUCUGGCGAGAAAGCAUCUAUUGGCAAUAGUAGUUGCAAAUCAAGUUGGUGAUAAGCCUUUAUCUGACCGAGUUGAUACAUGCCGCCAGGAUGUAGACAACUAUGAAUAUCAGCUAGGCUGGAUGGUGGGAUGGAAGGACUCGACAAUAUUAUACCGUCAGAAAUACAACGAGCCCCGAGCCACAAUAUCAAAUAACAACGAGAAAAUCAGUCGUGAUUUGGAAAGUAUCCUUUCAGAUGAUGACGAUGCUCGUUUGAUUGAGCAGGAAUUGAUUAAGGUUACAAAAAUGUCGAACAAACCGCCGGCUCCCAUAGAUCAAGGCAAUAAGAGGAAGCUUCAGGAGCCCGGUAAUAAUGGAGGAUCGUUGGCACACAACAGAUACGACAAGAUCAAGAAAAGAAAGAUGGAUAACCAAGUUCCGAACCUUGGACUGGCAUGGGCUAAUCAUGUAGCGACUCGGAUCCUUACCGGUAAAACUUACAAAGCAUCAUCUUUAAUCAAAAGAGGCGAACUACAUCUUUAUAAGGGCACAGAUCCCUCAGCGUUCUGGCAGGUACGAAGAACAAUGAAGGUCGUAUUUUCGACAUAUGCGGAACCAUCACAAAUAUCAUUUGUCAUAAGUAGAAGGGGAAUAGAGACAGUCUCAGCAUAA
This is a messenger RNA of Torulaspora delbrueckii, 1386 nucleotides long. It is a transcript of the gene RAD57, whose product is annotated as putative DNA-dependent ATPase RAD57. Gene Ontology annotation, biological process: DNA recombinase assembly; DNA strand invasion; mitotic recombination. The transcript has a single exon. Gene Ontology annotation, molecular function: DNA strand exchange activity; ATP hydrolysis activity; single-stranded DNA binding. The record is from RefSeq and is a predicted model, not a curated record. Lineage: Eukaryota; Fungi; Ascomycota; Saccharomycetes; Saccharomycetales; Saccharomycetaceae. The coding region runs from base 1 to 1386 and encodes 461 amino acids.